Molecule: messenger RNA, 357 nt
Organism: Caenorhabditis remanei
Lineage: Eukaryota; Metazoa; Nematoda; Chromadorea; Rhabditida; Rhabditidae
Exons: 1
Coding region: 1-357 (118 amino acids)
Source: RefSeq, a predicted model, not a curated record
AUGAUGGUUGUUGAUGUUGUUGUUGAUAGGGUUGUUGUGGUGGAUAUCCACCAGACUGUGGUCCACCUGAGAAUCCAUAUUGCGGUGGUUGUGGAUAUCCUGCACCACCACCACCUCCUGGAUAUGGUGCUCCUUGUCCUUGGUUUGGAUAACCUCCUGGGUACGGUGGUUGUCCACCUCCACCUCCUGGGUAUGGCUGUUGUUGUUGAUGGUUUUGACCUUGACCGUAUGGAUCGUAGCCGCCAUUUCCAUAUCCAGGUUGUUGUGGUGGCAUACCUCCAUAUCCUGCAUUCCCAUAGGAUGGCUGAUUCGGAUAACCUGAAUUUGAUUUCGAAUAUGAUAAUUGUUUUGACAUGA